GUUCCUCUGCUGAUUGCUGGUGUUGUCAGGUGAUGCAGCACCCCAGCGAAGGCGCUCAGGUCCUGAGUCUGCACAGUCAGCUGAAGGAAGUGUCCGUCCCUGUGGCCGAGAUCCGGGUUUAUUCUCUGUCCAGUCAGCCCAUCGACCGCGAGGGACCCAAAGCCAAGAUGAACGAUCGUUCUCCAGACAUUGAUAACUACUCUGAGGAAGAGGAGGAGAGUUACUCGUCUGAGCAGGAGGGCAGCGACGACCCCGUUCACCAUUAUCUAGAUGAUGAAGAGGACGAGGUGAGGAAGAAGAAACCCAGACGCAAACUUACUUCAAACGCCUCCAUUACUAGACAACCGAACAUCAAGCAGAAGUUUGUGGCUCUGCUGAAGAGGUUUAAGGUGUCUGAUGAGGUGGGUUUCGGGCUGGAGCACGUGUCCCGUGAGCAGAUCCAGGAGGUGGAGGAGGAUCUGGACGAGCUCUAUGACAGUCUGGAGAUGUACAACCCCAGCGACAGCGGGCCGGAGAUGGAGGAGACCGACAGCAUCCUCAGCACUCCCAAACCCAAACUCAGGCCGUUCUUCGAGGGAAUGUCCCAGUCGAGCUCUCAGACGGAGAUCGGCAGCUUGAACAGUAAAGGCAGUCUGAGCAGAGAGCCCUUCAGUCUUCAGGGAGAGUGUGAUAAAGUCAAACCCUCGCGCAGCCGCACCCUGGACGAGCCUCUGUCUGAGACGGACACGCUGGAUCUGAAUGAUCAGGAGUUGUUCAGUGAAGUAGGUCCCUCUAUAACAGUGUCUGUGGCUGAAAAACCACGAACACCCCUAAAAACCAGCAAGAGCGAGCUUCAGUCCGUGCCGUCGCCCAGGUUGGAUGGAGGACAGACGCCCCGUAAGCGCUGCACUCCUGUGAAAGAGCGACAGCUCUCCAAACCGCUGAGCGAACGAGCGAACAGCUCCGACAGCGAGAGAUCACCUGAACUCGGACACAGCACGCAGGUCCUCAGGAAGGCCGUCUAUGAUCAGUUGAAUCAGAUUCUGUUAUCUGAUGCUGCUCUUCCUGAAAGUCUCAUCCUGAUCAAUGGCACAGACUGGCAAGGACAGUAUGUUGCGGAGCAGCUUCAGGUUCAGAAGCAUCCUGUGGUUUGCACGUGUUCUGGCGCGGAGAUUCAGGCCGUUCUCUCGGCUCUGCUCACACGGAUACAGAAAUUCUGUAACUGUAACUCGUCGAUGCCGCGGCCGGUGAAGGUGGCGGUGGUCGGCGGUCAGAGUUAUCUGGGAUCAGUGCUGCAGUUCUUCGUCACUCAGCUGGCCAACAAGACGUCUGAUUGGCUCAAUCACCUCCGCUUCCUGGUGGUGCCUCUGGGUUCUCAUCCUGUCGCUAAGCACCUGGGUGCCCUUGACAACCGUUACAGCGCAGCCUUUCUAGACGGAGCCUGGAGAGACACAUUCAACCGAUCAGAGCCACCGCAGACAGAUGCGGUGGACGUGGCGGCGCGUGUGGCUCAGUACAUCAGCGGAGCGGCUCUCACACACCAGCUGCCCAUCGCUGAGGCCAUGCUGACCUGCAAACACAGAACGAGAGAUGAGGAUUCCUACCAGAAAUUCAUUCCCUUCAUCGGGGUGGUGAAAGUGGGUUUGAUUGAGCCUGGCCAAUCAGCAGUAGGCGACUCUGAAGAGGGCGUGGCUGUGAGUUUAGCUGUCCCCUCCACGUCUCCCCCCACUCACAGCUCACCCGGCGGGCUGAAGGAGAUGGCCACGCCCCCCUCGUCUCCGUCCAUGGGCGGCGGUCUGGCGGUGCAGGGGAGUCCCAGCAUGCCUCACGGCGGGGACGCCAUCGGUCUGCAGGUGGAUUACUGGCUGGCGUCUCUGGCGGAGAAGCGUCGCGAGGGCGAGAGGAGAGACACCGGCUGUAAGAACACUCUGAAGAGCGCCUUCUGGUCGCUGCAGGUCAGCCGUCUGCCAGGAGGAGGAGCCAGCGAGCCGCAGGCGCCCGUCAACACUAUGGCCAUGACCGUGGUCACCAAAGAGAAGAACAAGAAAGUUCCCACUAUUUUCCUGGGGAAGAAGCCUAAAGAGCGGGAGAUGGACUCUAAGAGUCAGGUGAUCGAGGGCAUCAGCCGGCUCAUCUGCUCCGCCAAACAGCAGCAGACCAUCCUGAAAGUCACCAUCGAUGGAUGCGAGUGGAACGACGUGAAGUUCUUCCAGCUAGCCGCUCAGUGGCCGACUCACGUCAAGUAUCUCCCGGUGGGAUUGUUCGGCUACAGCAAACCACCCUCCUAGGACGGCCCACUUUCACAGCCCCGCCCCUUCAACCUCAAUCUACACCCCAUUGCACACCACCGUCGCCACGUUCACAGUGCUGGCCAAUCACAGUUGAGAUGGGACUCUCAUGUGACCGUCUCUGGUGGGUGGGUAGGUGGAGUUGAAGACGUUCCAUUCGGCGGCUUCGAUAGACUUUUAUCAGCGCUAGUCACUUUUAUUUAUCAAAGGCCCCAGAGCCACAUAUGGGGGCCAAGCACAAAAUUUGGAUACACCACCUGCUUAAAUAACUCUCAACAACCCUCAAUAUGUCCCUUUAGGUAUCUGAUCUCUUCCAUCAUUGACCUCCAUAACCAGUAUAAUUGAGAAAUGCAGCUAAAAUCUACCAUAGUAACUGUAUUUGGAGAUAAACUUGCAGUUAUUGUUACUCAAGUAAAAUCAGCUUUCGGAAUCUUUCUGUUACUUAGCAACUAGGGAAUUUUGGCAGAAACUAUUGGUUGCCAUGGUAGUUUUUUGUGAACAGAGAUUCAAACCUGCAAAAAGCACCAAUGAAUAUUCUGAAAUUAGCAAAUUUCUCGCCUGUAGUAAGAAGGCGGAGUUAAACGCCAAUUUUACAUUGGAGGCGGGGCUACAAGGUGCCCAUCAGCCAACUGAGGAGUUUUUAGAUUUCCUAAAAAUCAUCUUUUGCAUAGUUUGUUUUAUCUUUCCAGUCGGCGACAUCUGGAAAUGCGCUGUUGACCUCCAACCUGCAUGUCUUAAACUACAUCACCCAUAAUGCACUGGGAAAGUUAACAUUUAAUGUUUACACUUAUGCACAAAUCGCUUUGCCUGAUGCAGUGGCGUCUCGCGUUCCCCUUGACACACGGAAGGUUAGUAGUUCACAUUGGUUAAUCUCUGUUAACUAGAAAAUAGAAUUUCAAAUUGGUUUUAUAUUAAUUUUUUAAACACGCUUUUAUGUGUCAGUUAUUGUUUAUUUUUAAAAGUGACCUUUUAGUUUAAAUGUGUAGCUCAUCUACAGGUUUUAUUUUAAUUCGUAAAACAUCUCCAAAGAUCUCUGGCCAAUCAGAAUGUAAACAUUACGGGACAGAAUGAGUCAGUCACCUUUAUACUACGUGCAACGGCAAACCCGAUUUAUAAAACUACAUUGUAUCGAUCAGCACAAGGCCUGACAUAAAGGCUGCACGAGGUUGGAGGUGAAAAUGUCACCGAUUAAGCCAGCAGAAUUGGGGAAGCUGUAGUUUUAUUGCUGUUUUUGGUUCUUGUUCGCAUCUUUACAGCUGGAAACUGGUUUGGGGAGAACUUCAAUGGUUUCAUCUUCAUUGGUUGUCAAAUGCUAUGCACUUAAACUCGCCUUCAUUUCUUCAUAUCUUUGUCCAAAGCACAAGAAGUGACCAGCUCCUCAUACAAAAUGCCCAAUUAAAACACGAUUCACAAACACUACCUUUACACACUGCAAACACAUGAUUUUCUUAUUUUAUUCUUAUUUUGUUUUUGUCUUUUCCAGUAUAAAUAUCUUAAAUCUUGAUACCUUUACUUGAGAAUCAAAAUGACUUGUACUGAAUUUUGAUCAUUUUUCAAAAACAGUGCUUAAUACAUUAAAUCAUUUGACUUUAUCUUGAUUUAAGAAGGUUUAGCCAUUUUAAAAUACUAGAAAAAACACUAUAAAAUACAAAAUAGGACAAAAAUACUACGAGAAUCAUUUUUUGCAGUGCAGCUGUGAACAAAACGUCUGAACUGAUCUGAGAUCAGUAAAUCUUGAGCUACAACAUCCCUUUAUUUUCUAGCUGGAGCUUGUUACAUUACUGCUUUCACAGAAGUACCAUGCUUUUAUUUUGUCUAGAACUUUUGUGAGAUAUUCUUGUGAGUGGUAGGUAAUGCAACUAACAACAUGUGACUGAAAUGUGGUUUUAAAAUAAUAACAAAACAAACGACAAAAAAGCUAUCUAUGAAAUGGUGUUGUGCCACAGUGAGAGUGAAGCCAGUGUGUAGUGUGUCGGUUUGUGUGUGUGUGUGUGUGUUGUGGACAGUAGUGCUCACUGGUUUAUUUAAUCUGUGGUGUUAACUGUAUGUUCUUCACGGCACAAGAUUCGGCAUCUUUCCACCCAGCUGACUUAUAUCCUUAGCAGCUUGAAAUGCUUGAAAUGCUGAUAAAUUAUUAAUAUACAAUGAUUGUUACGUGAUUAACUUGUUGAACUUGUAAUUUACUUUCAAACUGAAAGAGUGAAUCUCACAAAAACCUGUUGAAAAAAAUGUCAUAUUUCACAACAAAAUCAAAAGAAAGAAAUAAGAUUUGCUUAAAGAAAAUUCAGCCAAAUUUAGGAACAUUUAGGAUUUUGCUUUGUGACAUGAUUGGUAUAAUUUUAUCACAGUAAUGUGGCAAAAAUUGUAAGUGCAUACAUCAUGGUAGCAUUUGUUGUAAUUCCUUUCAUUUAGGCUGAUUUUGUAAUACAGAUAUUUGCAUUAACAAUCAUUUUAAUAUAAUUAUUAUUUUGUUUGUUUUGGUGAUAUAUGACCUGGAUGUGAGACUCACCCUAAAUCUUUCAUGUUUUCUGGAAUGAAGGUAUCAGUUUUUCUAUGGUUAAAAGUAUUAAGAACAACAAAGUAUUAAAGUCACGAUGGGUCAAUUAGAUUUUUAUUUGUUCCUGCUUCUUACAGAGAAUGUUUAGCAAUAGUUUUGAAGUGUGAGUGUCUUUUGUGUACAUCAAAAGAAAGUUCUCGCCUUUUUUUGCCCGUAUUCUUAGAAAAAAGUGAAACAUGUUAAUGUUGGUUAUCAGUACUGCACUAUGAAAACAAAUAUCCACACAUUAAUAAUUUGUCUAUAGCAGAUAAGUUCUUAAUAUGUUUUUAUAAAGCUGUUUAAAUUGCAUUUUUUAUUUUAUGAAUAUCUUUGUGAUUUAAAUCCUAUAAGGUUCAUAGAAAGAUGCAUACUCUGGCUGUCAUGAAAGCUGCAAGUUAUGUCAGAAAGCUUUUAAUAUUUCAGUCAGCGAUUGUGUCUAUAGGGUUUUGCACAGUCCUGUUGAGGCUUUGAUCAUUCCUCAUUGGAUCUGAAACUCAUAAAUGAUUUAGAGGGUCGGCAUGUUCAACAAAGCUUAGAAACCUUCUAGAAAAGACCCCCUUUAGAUGCUGAGCAUAUAAAGAGAAAAACCCACGCUGAAUAUUAUUUCAAACCAAUUAAAAUGUAUGUACUCUUGUUACACUUGCUGUCCGUGUUUUAAGCUUGCAUGAUGAGCAAACGUGCAAAAACUUGCGGCAACCUUCAAACAAGCGUUUUGAGUAAAAAAAAUAAAAUAAUGGCAACAAUUUCGGAGUCAAGGUUCAAAUUUUAUAUGGAUAUGUAUUGAAUGUAAAAAAAGGAGGGGCAAAAAAAAAAGUCACUGCCAAAGAGUGUCAGCUGUUACAUUUUGUUUUGUUUAUUUGUGUUUUUAUAUGUAUGGAAAAUGAUUUUCAGUAUUUAUGGAGCAGUCUGGAAUGGGAAUGGGAAGUACCGAAUUUUACCAAUCGAUUCAUAUCAAUAUGAAAAGAAAGAGUUUUCAACAACUACUAAUUUCCAUUCCAUCACUCGAACAUGGCUGUCUCUUUAUGCGUGUGCCGUUUGGAGUCUGGUCUUUGCCUGUCCUCGUACCUCUGUAUGUACCUGUGUUGAUUUGUCAUGUGAAAGUUCAACAACAUUAAGUGGAUUGAGCAUUCUGAUUGGUCAACUAAUUAUCCCAAUGGCCAAUCAGAGUGGCACUUGUCCGCUUCAGAUACUUUUUGUCAAUGUAAUCUGUUGAAGAGAUAAAAUGCCUGAAUUCCACAAGCUUCGGAUUCAAACCCAAAGUUAACCUACUGUGUAAAGUAAAUCAUUGCAUAAUAUUUAGUCGUGGAAGAUCAAGAACCGAGCUUGUGGAUGAGUAUUUUUGCACAUGCAUUUGUUAUCUUUUAGCAGUCUUCAGCUCUUUGCCUUUUUGCCUUUAGACAAAAACGCUUGUACAUAUCCAAAGUGCUUGUAAUAUGAACUCAUGUUCCUUUAUUGUGUGCUAUUUUUUUAUUUGACAUGUUUUUGUAGUAAUGCUUUUUCAUAAUUGAGUUGUCAAUCAAUAGAUGUGGUAUGGACAGUGGAAGUGUUACUUGUAUUCUUUUUUAUUUAAUAAACACCUGAUUUGUAAA
Messenger RNA from Cyprinus carpio (common carp), 6392 nucleotides. Its product is annotated as phosphofurin acidic cluster sorting protein 1-like. Gene Ontology annotation, biological process: protein localization to plasma membrane. The coding region runs from base 33 to 2267 and encodes 744 amino acids. Lineage: Eukaryota; Metazoa; Chordata; Actinopteri; Cypriniformes; Cyprinidae. The transcript is spliced from 20 exons. Gene Ontology annotation, molecular function: transmembrane transporter binding. The record is from RefSeq and is a predicted model, not a curated record.